AUGAGAGAUGCAGGGACCUGCACUGUCCACAGCGACUUCCACUACAGCACCUUUGACUGGGCCAACUUCCGCUUCGUUGUCCCCUGUACCUACGUCAUGGCCCGGGUGUGCUCGCCCUCUGAGACCCCCCUGUCCCACUUCAGUGUGGAGGUGAAGAACGAGCUGCGAGGGAACUCCUCUGUGUCUCCUGUUCUGCAGGUCAACGUGGAGGUGGAGAACCUCAGGGUCUCCCUGCACAAGAGACAGAACCACCGGGUCAUGGUCAACGGCAUUUGGAAGAAACUCCCACUGAGCCUCAACGGUGGCACCAUCAACAUCCGAGGCAAUGCUGCUUCCAUCAUCCUGGAGACUAACUUCAACCUUUUUGUAUCCUACGAUGACACCUGUGCCGUCCAUAUCACCGUCCCCGCCUCGUACUCCGGUAAAGUCUGCGGCAUGUGCGGGAACUUCAACCACCUGAGUGACGAUGACUACCGCACAGCUGACGGUUCCGAGGCCCCCAACGCUACCACGUUUGGCCAGAGCUGGCAGAGCCAGAAGGCCUGUCAGUCAACCGUCGUCCCCCAUGAGUGUCCCCCCAUGGAGGAGGCAGAGUACGCUAGCGAGCCCUACUGUGGGUCCCUGGUCUCCAGGCAUGGGCCCUUCGCAGAAUGCCAGUCUGUCCUGGGAGCCGAGAGCUACUUCCGGAGCUGUGUGGCGGGGAUGUGUGGAGCAGGUGGUGGCCUGGAGGUGCUGUGUGAGGCCCUGCAGUCCUAUGCUGAUAUGUGCCUCAAGGCCGGGGGGCUCGUACCUGCCUGGAGGAACUUGACUAUGUGUCCCCUGGAGUGUGGUGCGAACAGCCAUUACAACACCUGUGCUGAGGGCUGCCCUGAGGCCUGCUCCAGUAUGGACACCCAAGGGGCAUGUGGAAGCUGUGAGGAGAGGUGUGAGUGCGACCCAGGCUUCAAGCUCAGUGGGGGGAGGUGUGUCUCUGCAGAGGACUGUGGCUGCUGGAUGAACGGAGAGCACUAUGAGAAAGGAGCAACGUUCAUGGACGGUGAGUGUGAUCGUGUGUGCCAGUGUAUGGGCGGGGGCGGGGGCAGAUUCCAGUGUUCUGCUUCCUCCUGCGCGGCUGACGAGGUGUGCAAGGUCAAAGAGGGGGUCAAAGGUUGCUUCCGCUCCACCCCGGCCAUCUGCCGCGUCUACGGAGACCCCCACUACAUCACCUUUGACGGCAAGGCAUACACCUUCCAGGGGGGCUGCAGCUACACCCUGGCCAAGACAUGCGGCACACACACACCCGUCCAGUUCUCAGUGACGGGACAGAACUGGAACCCGGGGAGCGAGAGCAAUGCUAAGCUGGCCGCAGUGGUUCUGGAGACCAACGGUCUGCAUUUGAAGAUGGAUAACUGCAGCGCCACUGUGAACCAUGUUUGGCAGCAUCUUCCUAUUGCAGUAAACGGCAUAUACGGCGAGGUGAAGCUGUACAAGAAGAAGCAGUACACUGUCAUGGAGACAACCUUUGGCCUCCAGAUGCUGCUGGAUGAUCAUCACAGGCUCUUCCUGCAGCUGGACGAGCGCUACAAGGGUGAGAUGUGCGGCCUCUGUGGUACCUACUCUGACGACCAGGGGGAUGACUUCCUGACCCCCAAUGGCACCAAACCCGAGACCAACGUGGUCACGUUCGCCAACAGCUGGAGAGUGAAGAGUCCGGAGGACGAUCACUGUGUUGCCUCCCCACCUGCCCCCCAACCAUGUGACCCCCAUUUGGACAACCAGGGCUACCAGGAGUGUUCCAAGCUGCUGCGUGACACCUUCAAGCCCUGCCACCCAUUUGUCCACCCCACGUCCUACAUAUACAGCUGUAUGUCCGACCACUGUGCCUCCGGCGGGGACAUGCAUGUGACAUGUUACUCCCUGAAGUCCUACGUGACCGCCUGUCAGGUGGCCAAUGUUACCCUGCCUCCCUGGUGUAAUGACACUGCCUGUGAUAGUCUACCUGGCCCUCCCACAAAACCACCAGUUACUACACCUGACAAGAAAUUUUGUCCUCUAGACUGCAACUUUGACAACAGCGAGUGUGGGUGGGAGCAAAUUGUUCAGGACAGUUUUGAUUGGAGGAGACAGAGAGGCCCAACCCCAUCUGACCUCACAGGGCCAACCCAGGACCAUACCACAGGAGGUGGCUCCUACAUGUACAUUGAGGGCGAUGGUGUGUAUUACGGAGACUCUGCCCGUAUGAUAAGCCCUAAGUGCCAAAAAGGGGCGACCCAAUACUGCCUGCACUUCUGGUACCACAUGUACGGACAGGCCAAGGCCAUGAUUCUCAAUGUCUACCAGCUUGACGAGCACAACAGACACAGGAAACUGUGGUCCAAAGCCAACAACCAGGGCGCCACAUGGUAUCCUGCAAAAGUGGAUAUCAAUAUCGAUGGGUCAUUCCAGAUCAUCAUGGAGGGAAUCCGAGGCUCUGACCUUCAGUCUGACGUGGCAUUUGACGACGUCUCCAUCCAGUAUGGAUCAUGUUCAGGUUCCUCAACAGGUGGUAUUGGAGGACCUUCAGUUCCUCCCCGAGUUGAAGAAGGAGCAUUUGUCCCACACCCAGUCUGCAACUUCGAUUGCACUUUCGAGCAGGACCUCUGCAGUUUUACCCAAUUGAUGACGGAUGUUUUUGAUUGGACAAGGCACAGUGGCCCCACCCCCACUGCGAUGACUGGGCCAUCAGCUGACCACACUCAAGGAAGUUCAGUUGGUCACUACUUGUACAUCGAAGCCAACAGUGUGUCUAACGGAGACACGGCUCGCCUCCUCAGCUCUGAGUGUUCUGACCCCGGUCUUCAGUGUCUGCAGUUCUGGUACCACAUGUCCGGUUCAGCGAAAACCAUGGGCUUGCACAUCUACCUACUCCAGGACCGCUACGCCGACAGGGUAUGGUGGAAGAGGAACAAUCAGGGAGACUCCUGGCAACUAGCCCAGCUGGACCUCAGGACCACUGGACCUUUCCAGAUCAUCUUCGAGGGCCGAAGAGGCACCACUGAUCAAUCUGAUGUGGCUAUAGAUGAUGUUUCUCUGCAUCGUGGACAGUGUGAAGAUCUGAUUAAGUCGACAACACCAACCGAAAAACCUGUGCCAGUAGACAAGUCUACCACUGCACCACCACCAGCUCCAAUUACCAUGAGACCAGUACCACUAAGACCAACAACCACUGCACCAGCUCCAACUAACUCAACCAUGACACCUAAACCCUCAGCUACUGCUAGGCCACAACCACCAACAACUAUGAGACCAGAAACAUCAAGACCAGAAACACCAGCACCACCCACAACUGAAAUAGCACGACCACCAAGACCGACAACUGCAAGACCACAACCGCCCAUCAUAGCAAGACCAACACCAUCGUGCCCAAAGAACAGCCACUUCACCCCCUGCAUCUCCGACUGCCAGCCCACCUGUAAGCACCUCCACGGCCCACCCGACUGCCACUCUGACGAGCAUUGCAUACAGGGCUGUGUGUGUGAUGACGGCUUUGUGCUCAAACAGAGGGUGUGUGUGCCCAUCCAGCAGUGUGGCUGUGUGGACAGCAAUGGCAACAGCCAUCACUUUAAAGAGAGCUGGUACACUGAGCACUGCCAUCAGAAGUGUGAAUGUGUUGAAGAUGAUGGUGUGGGGGAGAUCGACUGCGAUGAUGAAUAUGAGUGGGAUGGGGAUGCCAUCUGUCUUCAGAAUGAAGCUGGACAGUAUUUCUGCAAGUCAACAGACUUCAGUGAGUGCUCUAUCAAGGGAGACUCAGAGUACAGAACAUUUAACAACAUGAAGCAUGACUUUGAGGGCACGAACUCUUACGUUCUGGUCCAGGCCACAGGCCUGUCCAAGAACCAGCCAGACAUCUACAUCGAGGCCAUCAAUGACAUCAUCAACCAGGAUGGUGAUGACAGUCAUAGUGACAGUAGCCAUGGUGACAGUAGCCAUGGUGACAGUAGUCAUGGUGAUAGCAGUGAUGAGGAUGACAAGCAUAAAGACAGCAUGAGAAGCGAGAACAAUGAAGACAAGCAUGAUCACAGCGAUGAGGACGGUGAUGAAGAUAGAAAAGAGAACAACAGCCGUCUGCGACUCAGAGGGCUGAAGAUCAGAGUCUACAACCACACAGUGGAGUUCAGGAAGAACAGGAAACUUGUUCUGGACGGUAGGAGCACGCAUGCCCCUGUCUCCCCAACAGGGGGUCUGAGGAUUCUGGAGACCUCCUCUCGUAUCUACCUGAAGACAGACUUUGGCCUCUCCGUGGAGUUUGAUGGAGACAGCAGAGCAGUAAUCAUCCUGCCCCACAUCUACAAGAGGAGAUUGGGAGGCCUAUGUGGCAACUUUGAUGACAAGAAGAAGAAUUACGUGAGGAAGCCGAACGAGGAUCAUCUUCCCUUUGUAACUUUGCCUAUGGCCAGUGACCUGACCUGACCUCAAUGCAUCAAGACCAUUGAAUGUGUAAUUAUUUUCUCAUAGACAGACGCAUUCCUUCCUACAAUGGACACAGUGCAUUUGAAAGCACUUGGGUUGAAAAAAGCUUGGGUUUUUGUGGACUGUAAGGAAAAUGGAUCAAUAAAGUAUUCGACUUCUUCUAUAGGGUUGUUGGUUUAAAUCCUGUUGUUUCUGCAGCUUAUGACCCACCUGUGUGCCUUACAGUCUUAGGUUCUUUGCACCGUUUACCUAGUGAAAGAAUCAAUGUACACACAUGACACUUCCCACAUGAAAAAAUACUACAGUUUACUAUAGAAUACUACAGUUCAGACCCCAGUUCUACCUACCU
Messenger RNA from Coregonus clupeaformis (lake whitefish), 4777 nucleotides. Its product is annotated as IgGFc-binding protein. Gene Ontology annotation, cellular component: membrane. Gene Ontology annotation, molecular function: protein binding. The transcript has 22 exons. Lineage: Eukaryota; Metazoa; Chordata; Actinopteri; Salmoniformes; Salmonidae. Bases 1 to 4428 code for a protein of 1475 amino acids. The record is from RefSeq and is a predicted model, not a curated record.